GGUACUUUUGAUCUUAUGAAGAUAGCCAGGUUCACACCAGGGUUCGUUGGAGCUGACUUGUCAGCUCUAGCUGAUAAAGCUGGCAACCUUGCUUUGAAGAGAAUCAUCGACAGAAGAAAGUCUGAGCUAUACAGAGAACCUCAGGGUGGGGAUCAUACUGAAGACUGGUGGAGGAAUCCAUGGCUGCCUGAAGAGAUUGAAAGUCUAAGCAUCACUAUGGCUGAUUUUGAGGAAGCAGUUAAAUUGGUUCAACCUUCCUCAAGAAUAGAAGGGUUUUCUGCCAUUCCAAGUGUAAAAUGGGAAGAUGUUGGAGGGCUUCAUUUGCUAAAAAGGCAGGAGUUUUACCCUUAUAUAGUUAGGCGCAUAAAAUAUCCUGAGGAUUAUGAGGAAUUUGGGGUAGAUUUGGAGAUAGGAUUUUUGCUGUAUGGACCUCCAGGCUGUGGCAAGACAUUGAUUGCUAAGGCUGUUGCUAAUGAGGCAUGAGCCAAUUUCAUACAUAUCAAGAUUUGUAACUUUGUUUUGAGUGUCCAAUAUUUUUUCCCCUGAUGAUUUCAACCGCGUAUGUUCUUAAAGUUGUUUACCAAUCAAAGGGCCCUGAACUCCUGAACAAAUACAUUGGAGAAAGUGAGUCGGCAAUAAGGACAAUAUUCAGUCGUGCAAGGAUGUGUUCUCCGUGCAUACUUUUCUUUGAAGAGGUGGCUGCUUUGACUACAAAGCGUGGAAAGGAGGGGGGCUGGGUUGUUGAGCGCCUUUUGAACCAGUUACUGAUUGAGCUAGAUGGUGCAAAUCAGCGACGAGGUGUUUGUCAUUGGCGUUACAAAUAGACCUGAGGUGAUGGACCGUGCUGUCUUACGUCCCGGAAGGUUUGGAAAACUCCUAUAUGUUCCUCUGCCUAGUUCAGAUUAGCGAGGGCUAAUCUGGAAAGCUCUUUCUAGGAAGAAGCCUAUAGAUGUCACCGUGGAUUUAAUUGCUAUCAGGAACGAUGAAGCUUGUGAAAACCUUAACAAACCAUAAUAAAUAUCCUGAGGAUUAUGAGGUAAUUAUUACAUCUGAAUGCAUUACAAAGUAAGUCAAGUUUGUACAAAAUGUGUAUAGAGUCUUGUAACUAAAAAAAUUCUUGCACAGCCCAUUCAUUCAUCUAAAUGUGACACUCCAAUCUGGACUUCCAGAUUAGUUUACUUAC
Messenger RNA from Rhododendron vialii, 1183 nucleotides. RefSeq names its product cell division control protein 48 homolog C-like. The record is from RefSeq and is a predicted model, not a curated record. NCBI's taxonomy places the organism in Eukaryota, Viridiplantae, Streptophyta, Magnoliopsida, Ericales, Ericaceae. Gene Ontology annotation, biological process: ribosome biogenesis. Gene Ontology annotation, cellular component: nucleus. Bases 16 to 483 code for a protein of 155 amino acids. The transcript has 6 exons. Gene Ontology annotation, molecular function: ATP binding; RNA binding; preribosome binding.